This is a messenger RNA of Spinacia oleracea (spinach), 654 nucleotides long. RefSeq lists its product as uncharacterized. Lineage: Eukaryota; Viridiplantae; Streptophyta; Magnoliopsida; Caryophyllales; Amaranthaceae. The record is from RefSeq and is a predicted model, not a curated record. Bases 1 to 654 code for a protein of 217 amino acids. The transcript has a single exon.
AUGAAAGGGAGAGAACCUGUAACUUGUCCUAUCCCUACUAGUUGUUCUUGGGCUCUGAAGAAGAUUUUGGAAUGUAGAGAGAUUGUGCAGAAUGUUGGUGGAUGGAAAAACACUACUACUGGCACAAACUACUCUAUUAAGAAAGUGUAUACAACAAUGCAGGGGACCUAUCCAAAAGUAGCUCGGAGGAGAGUAAUUUGCAACAACAAAGAUAGCCCCAGAAGCAUCUUUGUGACCUGGCUGGCUGCUCUUAAUAGACUUUCUACUACUAAUAGGCUGAUUUCCUGGGGUAUUCAGUGUACUGCUCAGUGUGUGCUAUGCAGCAGUGUUGCAGAAUCAGCUGAGCAUCUGUUUUUUGAUUGCUCUUUCUCUAGUGAUAUCUGGAAGAAGAUUCUUGGUGUGCUUGGCAUAAGGAGAAGCAGUUUUGGGUUCAGUCAAGAGCUUUCCAUUGUUGCGUAUCAAAGCAGGAAGACUGGGGCUACAGCUACCCUCUAUGCUAUGUGUUUUGCUGAGGCUGUGUAUGCUAUCUGGUUGCAUAGAAAUUUGUUAAUUUUUAGCAAAACCAGUAAAACUCCAAUACAGCUUGUAAAGGAAAUUUUGUUUAAAGUUUCCUGUAGGUGCUAUGAGGAGCUGAGUAGUAAGCUUCUGAUGUAA